Molecule: messenger RNA, 2079 nt
Organism: Aspergillus neoniger CBS 115656
Lineage: Eukaryota; Fungi; Ascomycota; Eurotiomycetes; Eurotiales; Aspergillaceae
Product: DUF803 domain membrane protein
Exons: 2
Coding region: 1-2079 (692 amino acids)
Biological process (GO): magnesium ion transport
Cellular component (GO): membrane
Molecular function (GO): magnesium ion transmembrane transporter activity
Source: RefSeq, a predicted model, not a curated record
AUGGACUCCGAUAAUCCACUACAUCCUGUGAACCUCCUCGCCGCCCGCGCCGACAGUUCCUCCCGUCCAGCCUCCUACAAAGCCAUCGGUAUCUCUCUCGCCAUUGCCUCGGGCUUCUUCAUCGGUGUCUCCUUCGUACUCAAGAAGAAAGGUCUCCUCCGCGCCAACGUCAAGUACAAUGAAGAAGCCGGCGAAGGGUACGGAUACCUGAAGAACCUCUUCUGGUGGGGCGGGAUGACCCUGAUGAUCAUCGGGGAGCUGUGCAACUUUGUUGCCUAUGCUUUUGUCGACGCUAUCCUCGUGACGCCGUUGGGCGCACUGACGGUCGUCGUGACCACCAUUUUGUCGGCGAUCUUCCUGAAGGAGAGGCUGAGUUUUGUUGGGAAAGUGGGCUGCUUUUGCUGCAUUUUGGGCAGUGUGGUUAUUGCGUUGAAUGCGCCGGAGCAGUCGUCGGUGAGUGAUAUUCAGGAAAUGAAGAGCUAUGUCAUUGCUCCGGGAUUUUUGUCCUAUGCUGGAGUGAUUAUCGUGGGGUGUAUUGUCACAGCGGUUUGGUUGGGGCCUAAAUAUGGCAAGAAGAGCAUGUUUGUGUAUAUCAGCAUUUGCUCAUUGAUUGGAGGGUUGAGUGUCGUGGCAACGCAGGGUCUGGGGUCUGCUAUCCUGGCUCAGAUUAAUGGCGAGGCGCAGUUUAACCAGUGGUUUAUGUAUGUCUUGCUGGUGUUUGUUAUUGCGACGCUGUUGACUGAGAUUAUCUAUCUCAAUAAAGCCCUCAACAUCUUCAACGCUGCGCUGGUCACUCCCACCUACUAUGUCUUCUUCACCAGUUCCACCAUUGUCACCUCCGCCGUGCUGUUCCGCGGCUUCAAGGGAUCCGUCUCCUCCAUCGUCACGGUCAUUCUAGGCUUUUUGCAGAUCUGCGCUGGUGUCGUGCUACUGCAGCUGUCCAAGUCCGCCAAAGACGUUCCCGAUGCCGCUGUCUUCAAGGGAGAUCUCGACCAGGUGCGCGAGGUCGCCACGCAAGAAGAGCCUGAAUUCGAGCCCAAGGCCGACUCCAUUCGCGCCACCGCCGCCAUCAUUCGUCGCCUCUCUACCCCACGUCGCCAGAUGGAAGCCGAGGAAGCCCGGCGCUACUUCCACGACCGCGCGGAGGACAUGAAGCCCCCAGCGGAGAAUGAGGUGAUCGAAUGGGACGGGUUGCGCCGGCGCAAGACCGUCCUCGGCGAAGGUCCAACCACCCUGGGACGCACGCGAACCCUUCGCAACCCCUCGGUCAAGUAUCCCGUUCCGCCACUGGGCAUGUCGCACGUACCGGAAGAGCGACCAGACGAGCCGGAGCGACCCAACACGAAGCAGAGCAGUCAUUCCUUCCUCGACGACCUGCGAUCUCGCGCCUCGAGCCUCUUCCAUCCCGCCUGGCAGCCCAUUCAAGAUGAGCAUGCCACGCCGGACCCUGUUACCUUAACAGCUCUGUCUGCCCACAAGCCGCAUCCCGAUACCCGCUACCCGCAGUCCAUUGCAGACGACUCGCGUAGCCACACGCCAUGGGGAGAAGAGCGCGGGGCCCCCUCCCCGCCACCCCACGGCGGCGCUCGACGCCAAUUCUCAUUCAACACCAUGCUCCACCGCAUGAAAACAGGCCAUGAAGCAACUGCAUCGCGAAGCAGCAUUCCUCCCCGACCGCCUCGUCACCGGGCGCAGUCCGUCACCGAAGAAGAACGCCUCGGCCUCGUGCGCGGCGACUCCCGCGGCGAGACAGGACCGGACGAUGAUGUGGACGAGAAGCUGGGCCGAUUCGACUCACACGAUAGUACAUUCGACGAUGGACCCGGCCGAUUGCCUUCCGGAUUAAUGCAUUCGCCGGAGCUAUACCCAGCCCGACUGCGCGUCAACCCACUUCCACCACUCCCGGACGAAGAGCCGCUCGAAGAUCCGUAUGCGCCGGUGGAUAUGGGCCGGCGCGGAUCGCAUAGUAGCGCGGGGACGCUGUCGUCGAGCGGACGGAGUAUGGGCUGGCGCAGACAUGGAUCGGCGAGUAGUGGAGGCAGUGUGCAACUGCCAGGGAGACGAGGAGCAUUCAUCUAA